Nerophis lumbriciformis (worm pipefish) is the source of this 1272-nucleotide messenger RNA. NCBI's taxonomy places the organism in Eukaryota, Metazoa, Chordata, Actinopteri, Syngnathiformes, Syngnathidae. The record is from RefSeq and is a predicted model, not a curated record.
AUGAGCCGCGACGCCACCAUCCACAGCUGGCCCGGCUCCUACUAUCUGACCUGGGGCAAGAGGUGGGAGAACGGCACGCUGUCCCUCAGCAGAACCUCGGUGCGUUUCGUUUCGAACACAACCGGGGAGACCCUCGCCAGUUUCCGCCUCUCCCGCAUCAGUGAGCUCAAAAUGGAAUCGUCGAGCUUCAUCUUCAGUACCCUGACUGUGCUGGAGGAGGGCAACGUAAAGCACUGGUUCGGCUCCCUCAAACCCAACCGAGUGGUGGUCUACAACGUAAUGGAGCAUUUCUGGAGAGAGCGCCUGCUGUCCCCCACCAGCUCGGAAGCCGGGGGUGCGGUCCCUGGGAGUGAGCCCUCCAAGGGCCGGGAGCUCAUCAACCUCGUUGCAGGAGCCCAGAGACGACUGGAGGACACCGGGAGGGUCCUCAGCCAUCAAGGAGAGCAAUUUGACAGCAUGAUGCAAGGCCUGGAGAAAAUGGACUCGGACCUGGGAGUGGCUGAUAAACUUUUGUCUGAGCUGGAGUCUCCUUCCUGGUGGCCUUUCAGUAAACUCCCAUGGAAGAUUCAGCAGGAAGCCAAGGCGGCAGAUGCAGCUCGGGCGGCCGCCGCAUCCAAAGCAUCUGCUCGGAGCAAAGUGAUUGCCAGCAUCCCGGCCGUGGUGUCAAAAGACGGCGACUGUGAGCUGAAACCCGGCUGCUUACUGGUGCUGCCGUCUUCUCUGGAGGUGCGCGACGCCGCUUGCCACCUGCUGCACCGCUUUGAGCGUGGCGAGGUGGACGAAAUCCGCGUGCACAGCCCAUACGAGAUCACAGUGGGGCAGCGCUUCAUCGGCAGGCCCGACAUCCGCUGUCGGCUUUUGUCGGCCAAGAUGCCGGAGGCGCUGGCUGUGCUGGAGAUCCAAUACAAGAAAAAGGUGGAGUUUUCCGCAGAGUACGCCGCCUUUAGGACCACACCCACUUCAUCACCGUGUGACACGGAGGCCAUACACGACAGUAAGUUAUGUAAAACUGAUACACAAGAGACAGAGGUUCCCAUGGAGGUCCCAGCGGGGGAGCUGUCCCAGCUGCAGGUGCACGUCGUCCAGCCCACUAUGACCCAGGCCGAAGCGCAGGAGCUCAAGCAGAUGCUGCUCCAACUGAAGAGCCUGGCCCUUGAGGCCGAGACAGAGUUGGAACGUCAGGACGAGGCGCUCAAUGUCCUGACUAAGUCAGCCGAUCAAGCCUCCAUGACCAUUGGGAAACAAACCUGCCGCAUGAAGAGACUGCUGUAG